CUGCAUCUCAGGAUUCUUUACUCAGGCCUGAGCUGGUUCUCUUAAUCUCACACACUCUUCUCUGUAUUUCCAUUUCCUUCCAAUCGAAGGACAGAAUCACAAUUUUUUAGUCUUGAAUCCUCUGAACGUUGUUUUCCUCGCUGCUACCGCCACCUUCAUCCUCCUCAUAAAGGGUCUGGGCCAUGCUCUGUAUGCUAUGUGCUCUGUAUGCUAUGUGCCGCUGCUCUGUAACCAUGAGAGCACCGUCCUUCUCUCAGGUGGUUUUCAAAGUGUGCAGGGUAUGAAAUGCACUCUGGGAGGAACAUCAUGCUCAUAAAUGACCUCGUUACACUGCAGUCUCUUUGAUUCCGACUUUACACUCAGGAUGAAAUACUCACACUGCAGUCUGACGGAACGUGGGAGAAAAAGCGAGCGAUUUUAGAAUUGUCGCUUCAGUUAAGAAGCGCAUUAAGACAUGGCUUUUUGUUUUGAUUUCUUUUCAUCAGCUGUGCUGAAGGCCUACUUCAAAUACAACGAAUGUUUGCCGUCACGCAUCGUGGCGUAUCGAGAUGGCGUGGGCGACGGCGUGCUGCUGAGCAUAGUCGACUACAAAGUGCCUCAGUUCAUGCAGUCCAUCAAGGCCAUGGGUGAAGAUUACGCGCCCAAACUGACCGUGUUGGUGGUGAAGAAACGCAUCUCUUCCAGAUUCUUCGCUCUCCUCGACGCCAGACUGAGCAACCCUCCUCCCGGAACGGUCAUCGACGCCGAAGUCACGUGACCCGAGUGGUGUGUUCAGGCAUAGUUCAUCGAUCUUUUUCUCUUUUUCUAGCGGUCUUUCUGAUCGCAGCUUCAGGUUACGUUCGAACGCUGAUGGCUUGAUUUGUCAGGUACGACUUCUUCAUCGUGAGUCACAAAGUGCGCUUCGGCAGUGUGGCCCCCACUCACUACAACGUGGUGUACGACAGCAGUGUCCUCAAACCAGACCACAUGCAGAGACUCACCUACAAACUCUGCCACAUGCAUUACAACUGGCAGGUAAAAGCCACACACACACACACACACGUUCAUACGGGAGGAGGGUUGCUAAGUCAACGAUUUUCAUUAUCGAUUAUCAUCAACUAUUAUGGAUUAGUUGUUGCAGCUCUAUUUGCAACACAUUAUACUAAGAAUUGUGUGGUAUUUUAAGAUGUUUGUUCAAGGUAAUGCAGUUAAUACCCAUUGCAGUUCUUUAUACUUUGGGUUAUUACUCAGAUUAUAAAUGUAUUUGAGUGAGGACAUUUAUCACCUGUGUGCUUUUUCUGCAUUGUUAUUAGCAUAUGUACUGUAUGAUUUAGUAAAAUAAUCAUUAGCCAUUACGUUGUUAUUCUGAUUACUCUGGGUGUGUGUGUGAGUGAGUUCAUUCUCUUGGGUGUGUGUGCUGUGUGCUGCACUUCCUCUUUUUGGUCAGGCCCUACGCCUUGCUGUAGUUAACUUUUAAGAGACAUUGUCUAUAAGGAAGAGAGCGUGACUCUGCUCUUUCCCUUAUUCUCAAUAA
Molecule: messenger RNA, 1513 nt
Organism: Ictalurus furcatus (blue catfish)
Lineage: Eukaryota; Metazoa; Chordata; Actinopteri; Siluriformes; Ictaluridae
Product: piwi-like protein 1
Exons: 2
Coding region: 455-757 (100 amino acids)
Biological process (GO): regulatory ncRNA-mediated gene silencing
Cellular component (GO): P granule
Molecular function (GO): piRNA binding
Source: RefSeq, a predicted model, not a curated record